AAUGCAAUAGAGACGAAGAAGGAGGAAGUGUUUUGGUGUUUCUGUUUUCCUAACUAGUUCAUUUGCGACGCUUCUCUGUCCUUUUGGCCUUACACAUACCCGGAUCACAAUGAAUCUGGAACGAGUGCCCAAUGAGGAGAAACUAAUCCUUUGCCGAAAAUAUUAUUUGGGUGGCUAUGCAUUUCUGCCAUUCCUAUGGCUGGUCAAUGUAGUUUGGUUUUUUAAGGAGGCCUUUGUGAAGCCAGUUUACACUGAACAGCUGCAGAUCAAAACAUAUGUGAAGCGGUCAGCACUGGGUUUGUUGUUAUGGGUAACAGUACUGACCACAUGGAUUACCAUUUUCCAGCGUUACAGAGCAGAGUGGGGGGAGAUGGGAGAUUACCUCUCCUUCACAAUUCCACUAGGCAUUCCUUAAAAACAUUUUUCUACGUCGUGUCUUUUAAAAAUAACUAGUGAUCCAGUAAAAAAGGACCAAAGAGUUGUUCUUCUUUAACUACAGUGAACUAUUCUGGUGAAUUGUCUGGUCUAUGGAGAUACAUUUAAUGGCUGAUUCUCAUUGACAUAAUCUCCUAUGUAUUUAAAAUGUAAAUUCUCAAAGAUUCAUGUUUCUUUUUUUGUGCAUUUCAGAAAUUUCUUUGACUUUUUUUCUGAAGCUAAAUGACUUAGUUUAGUAGACUAUGUUUACAGUAUUGAAAUGAUCUAAUAAUGAAGCUGGAUGUGCAUUCAGGUUUUUUCAGGAUAUUAAACAUUAGAUCCAACAACUUUUUCUUGCUUUGCUUUUAGUGGAGUGUAAUGUUUGUGACAAUUGUGCACCCCAAACUAUUUGUACUCGUGUAUUAAUGAUGAAUAAAAACAAACACACAUUCAUAA
This is a messenger RNA of Pseudoliparis swirei, 870 nucleotides long. It is a transcript of the gene psenen, whose product is annotated as presenilin enhancer, gamma-secretase subunit. NCBI's taxonomy places the organism in Eukaryota, Metazoa, Chordata, Actinopteri, Perciformes, Liparidae. The transcript is spliced from 4 exons. The record is from RefSeq and is a predicted model, not a curated record. Gene Ontology annotation, biological process: Notch receptor processing. The coding region runs from base 110 to 415 and encodes 101 amino acids. Gene Ontology annotation, cellular component: gamma-secretase complex.